Molecule: messenger RNA, 1283 nt
Organism: Amaranthus tricolor (Joseph's coat)
Lineage: Eukaryota; Viridiplantae; Streptophyta; Magnoliopsida; Caryophyllales; Amaranthaceae
Exons: 4
Coding region: 171-623 (150 amino acids)
Cellular component (GO): cytoplasm
Molecular function (GO): mRNA binding
Source: RefSeq, a predicted model, not a curated record
UGUGCACAUUAUACUCAGGACCCCACCUAAAAAAGGUCCCUCAACUACUAUAAAAAGGCUCACCACUUAGCAGACUAAACACCCACCAACUUCAAACACUUCUCUAGCUAACCACACUCAGCAGUCACUACUACCAGUCAUUCCCUUUUUCUCUGCAGGUAAAGACAACAAUGAGCUCUCCAGGGGAUUGGUUGUGUGGUGCAUGCAACCAUGUGAACUUUAAGAAGCGGGAAUCAUGCCAGAAGUGUAGUUUUCCUAAGUACGGAAGCCAGGAUGAUAUCCCAUAUUAUAUUGCUAGCACAAAACUUAACAGGACAGAGGUGUUGGCCGGAGAUUGGUACUGCCAGAGCAUGAACUGCGGAGCUCACAAUUACGCUAGCCGUACAAGCUGUUUCCGAUGUGGAAACCUUAAAUGCGAAUAUGGGACUGUUGGUGUUGGUUAUGGAACUGGUGACAUGAUGGGAGCCGGAGUAUACAGCUCAGAUCAACAGCAACAACUACUUCCUGGGUGGAAAGCUGGUGAUUGGAUUUGUAUGAGACCUGGGUGUGGUUUACACAACUAUGCGUGCAGGAUGGAAUGCUACAAGUGCAGCUUACCAAGGGAUUUUGGUGGAGCAAUGUAGCAGCGAGGGGAUUUUUAGAGAGGUUACAAGGAUCCAUCUCGGUUUCUAAUGUAAACUUCAUGAGUCAUAGCACCUCUUUCUAGGGAAUGUAAAAAAAAAAAUUAAUUCCCCAUAAAUUAGAAUUGUAAGUUUUGUUAUUGUAAGGUGCUACGGAAUGAAGUGAAGCCCAAGAAGGCUAUUUUUCUGUUCAAUUUUGUUCAACUCCUCCAAUUUUGGAUGCUAAGUAUUUUAGAAACGUCUAUGAAUUAUCAUAUAAACAUAAAUUCAAGGAAUUGUUAAAUUAGGCUGGACUUAUUGUGAAUGCCAGCAUAUUAACGGAGGGACACAAGUGCACACACUUCAUAAGCCAAUGAGAUAUAUACCAUCCCAAAACCAUAUGGCAAUGGGAAAAAGGUCUCUAAUAACUUAUAAAGCGUGCACACCAUUUUUUCAGUUUAUCGAUGUGGGAUGAGUAGGAAUCACUCAAGCCUAGUUUAGUUCUGAAGGUAGGCUUAUCUAGCUUAAUUUGUUUUGCCUUCAAGGGACCUAUUUCUAAACUUUUUUAGCUCCUUUUAGUAUAAAAUCGUAAAGGAUAGCAGCAUAUAGAUAGGAACCACAUGCUUUGCUUUAGGCUCAUUUUGACAAGUGUAAAAAUAGCGAGGUAAAAAUGGCGAUUCAUGU